Molecule: messenger RNA, 633 nt
Organism: Anopheles marshallii
Lineage: Eukaryota; Metazoa; Arthropoda; Insecta; Diptera; Culicidae
Exons: 3
Coding region: 1-633 (210 amino acids)
Source: RefSeq, a predicted model, not a curated record
AUGAUUCAGCUUUUAAAUUUUAUAGCUGGCAUGAACAGCACGCUGGAGUCUAAGUACGAAGGUGGUGAACUCCUAGAACAAACUGCCACGGAACAAACAACGGUGGAACAUUGUUUCGAUAGUAUGGAUUCUUACUGUUCCCACUGUUGCAACUCGACGGAGUAUUCGGUAAAAUCGCUUCGUGAAUUCUUCCUCUCGAACAAUAAUCAUGAAGUAAAGGCGGAGGUGAAACCAACAUCGGCAAAAAUAGAGCGACUUCCGGAAUGCAAGUGCAGAGAACACACAGCAGUGCACCAAUUGCCGGAAAAGAAGCCAUCAAACGAACGGGUAAGUGAGACGCGUUCCGUGCAAGAACUAAAACACCUGUUCGAGAUGAAGAUGAAAUCACACGAACAAGCGUCCACCAAUGGUUCGUUCGGUACAUAUUCGAGACCUGUCUCCGGCAAGACGGAUGAUCGACAGGACACCGUCUCCCAGGACCCACCGCAUCCGGAAGGACAAAUUUUCAUGUACAGCGAAUCACCCGCCCUUAGCAAGCCAUGCACACGGUGGAACAUUACCAAUGCAAAUGUUGUAGAAAUUCCGAACGGAAUGCAAAUUACCAUUACCAUGAUGAAGGACAGCAAACAUUGA